CAAAAUCAGUGACAUUUCCCUCCUCCCUCCAUGUAGUCCCCGUCAGGCUCGAGAUCGAAGUCGUCGUAUGCAGGUGGAAUUGACAUAGAUGCCUGUCAUGGCCGGCGUCACGAUCCCCCCACCCACGCGACCCCUCGCCAUCGACACGCCCUCGCCCGUCACGCAGUUCGGCAGCUACGAAUACGACCGCAUCGUCAAGCAGGGUCCGGUGCUCAAGAGGACGCGUAGGACCAAGUCGUGGAAGCCGGUACAUAUCGUGCUCCGCGCGAAACAACUCUCCAUCUACAAAAACGAAAAGGAGAGCAAGCUGCGGCAUGCCAUCAACCUUGACCACCUCACCGCCGUCGCUCGCCAAAAGGACCCCAAGCGACAGAACAAGCAUGUCUUUGGCCUCUUCUCGCCCUCGCGCAACUUCCACCUCGAGGCCGCCACCGAGCAGGAGGCUCAGGAAUGGGUCGAGGCCAUACGGCUGCAAGCGCGCAUGGAUCAGAAGGAGGAGGAAAUGUACCUGGCCAGCCCGGGAGGUGCAAGUACAAACUACAGGGGCUUCGAGCGCAGCAUCGACGCUCAUAUCAGCCCUAUGACCAACGAUGCCUUGUCGGGAUACAGCUCAUCUGAUGUAGAAGGACUCAGUCAGAGCCAGCCCCUUCCUCGAUCGCGAAAUCGAGGGUCUGUGAACAUCGGGAAUCGCAAGUCUUCGGCUGUAGACUACUCGGGCGCAGAGCAUGCAUCUUAUUCCGACUUCUCAGAUUGGGGCGGAGGGCCUCCCGGACGACAGUCUGCGCUCUCAUUAUCCCAUCCUGACCAUAGACCCUCCACAAGCAGCACACAACCAGUGACCCCUGUUUACGGGCAAGGAUCUGGCCGUCCCUCUAUGGGCGUCAGAACAGCCAGCAUGAUGUCAGGAAUCAAUCAAGGUGGUGCUGAGGAUGGUACAAAGAAGCCGUCGGUGUCCGCGCCGGACGAUCCAGAGCGCGUUAUCUGCCACGGCUGGAUCUAUCUUUUGAAGUCCACAUCUGGCGUGAGGCAGUGGAAGAAGGUCUGGAUGGUUCUACGGCCCAAGCAACUGACCGUGUACAAGAACGAAGAAGAGUACACCGCUCUAAUCGUCCUGCCCUUCCCGACUAUCAUUGAUGCGGUCGAGAUCGACGAUAUUUCGAAGACUAAAACAGCUUGCAUGCAGAUUCUGAGUGAGGAACGAAACUACCGGUUCUGCGCCGUCGACGAGGACAGUCUAGCGCGAUGGCUGGGUGCGCUGAAGAGCCUUCUUGCGAAGCGCAAAGCCGCAAAGACUGGCGUCCCCCCUCCUACUCCCGCCCCAACAUAGCAUUACCAUGCCGGCAAAAGACGGACAAGAGGCAGACGUAGAUGUCAUCACGGUCGGAUCAUGGCUGCUCAGUAGGCGUGGGCAGAGCAAAAGAUGUGCGGGCGGACACGAUGAUGCUUCAUAUGGCUUUAUGAUUGAUGAUAUCCCGGAGAAACUUAUUAUCCUACCUACGAUUGUGAUCGCGAACGCUCUCCUGCAUGCAGGAAAAACCGGAUGUACAAUGUAUGCUAGCGGCAGUGAGCAUUGCUUACGGAAAAGUCAGCGACUGGGUCAUUAGAGCCCACAAUUGAGAC
This is a messenger RNA of Sphaerulina musiva SO2202, 1620 nucleotides long. RefSeq names its product PH domain-containing protein. The coding region runs from base 89 to 1327 and encodes 412 amino acids. Lineage: Eukaryota; Fungi; Ascomycota; Dothideomycetes; Mycosphaerellales; Mycosphaerellaceae. The transcript has a single exon. The record is from RefSeq and is a predicted model, not a curated record.